CCAAAAAAAAAAAAAAAAACACCCUUCUCGUCCCAGUGGGAAAAAUUAAAAACACCGAAUAGAAACGCCGUCGUUUUCGUAAUGGAUCAAAUGGAUCUUGAUCAUGAUCUUGAUGAACCCCUCACAGUGGAAAUGGAUUCUGAUCGUUCGCGCCGUCUUUUCCCAAGGUUCUUUACCAACUACAGCUCGCGCUCUCUCUCUCCAGUUCUCAUGGAUUCUCUCCCCAACGGCACGCCAACCUCCACAACUACUACCUCCUCCACCGCCACCUCCGCCGCCACAGCCGCCGCGAUCCCCACCGCCGCCGCUUCGCCAGCUCCGCCGCCCUCCAAGCUGGCACACCUCACCGAGUCGCUCAAGCUGGAGCACCAGUUUCUGCGGGUCCCGUUCGAGCACUACAAGAAGACGAUCCGUGCCAACCACCGCGUCGUCGAGAAGGAAGUCUCCGCCGUUAUCUCCGGCGUCUCUGACGCCGUUGACUCUGACGGUUCUAAGGACGACGCCGUUAACCGCCUCACCUCCCUCGUAUCUCGCCUCCAAGGCCUCAAAAGGAAGUUGGAAGAGGGAAGUCGAGUGGAGAAUUUGCAAGCUCAGAGGUGCCGGACACGGCUCGAUCAUUUGGAGUCUGCAGAUGCUGAGAAUUUGGCAGAUUGGAAUAACACGCGCUUGAAGCGGAUCCUUGUGGACUACAUGUUGAGAAUGUCAUAUUAUGACACCGCAGUGAAGCUGGCGGAUAGCAGCAAUAUAAUGGAUCUUGUGGAUAUUGAUGUAUUCCAAGAAGCAAAAAAGGUAAUUGAUGCUCUUGAGAAUAAGGAGGUAGCUCCUGCAUUAGCUUGGUGUGGUGACAACAGGUCAAGGUUGAAGAAGUCCAAGAGCAAGUUUGAAUUCCAGUUGAGACUUCAAGAGUUCAUAGAGUUGGUACGAGCUGGAAACGAGUUGCGAGCUAUAACAUAUGCCCGAAAGUACCUUGCACCAUGGGGUCCCACCGAUAUGCAAAAAUUGCAGAAGUACACUGCAACACUGGCUUUCAAAAGUACUACUGACUGUGCUAGAUACAAGGUUUUAUUUGAACCAAAGCAAUGGGAUAUCCUGGUGGACCAAUUUAAACAGGAAUUCUGCAAAUUAUAUGGCAUGACACUUGAACCUUUGCUGACUAUUUAUCUGCAAGCAGGCUUGUCCGCCCUAAAAACUCCAUACUGUUAUGAAGAUGAUUGUACCAAAGAAGACCCUUUGUCACAGGAUAGUUUCCGGAAACUAGCAUUGCCAUUACCAUACUCUAAGCAGCAUCACUCGAAGCUUGUUUGCUACAUAACUAAAGAGCUGAUGGACACAGAAAACCCUCCCCAAGUUUUGCCUAAUGGCUAUGUCUACAGCACUAAGGCUCUUGAAGAAAUGUCUAGGAAGAAUAACGGUAAAAUCACCUGUCCAAGGACAGGUUUGAUCUGCAACUACACAGAUCUGGUUAAGGCAUAUAUAUCAUAAGACUGCAUGGUGCCUCAGUGCCUGUGGCUGUAUGCAGUUUUAAUUCAUCUUCUGUAGAUAGGGCUCCUUCCUGAAAGAACACAGCAAAGUUCCUCAUGAACAUUUCCUAUGCCUAUAUUUGGGUCUGGUGUUGGGGACAUGUACAUAUGCAAAAAUGCUUAACAGUUUCAGUUCGAAUGUUUUAAAUCUGCAUGAAAUAAAUAUUUAUUAUUUCUUAACCUA
Molecule: messenger RNA, 1704 nt
Organism: Quercus lobata
Lineage: Eukaryota; Viridiplantae; Streptophyta; Magnoliopsida; Fagales; Fagaceae
Product: LisH/CRA/RING-U-box domains-containing protein
Exons: 7
Coding region: 82-1482 (466 amino acids)
Biological process (GO): proteasome-mediated ubiquitin-dependent protein catabolic process
Cellular component (GO): nucleus; GID complex; cytoplasm
Molecular function (GO): protein binding; ubiquitin protein ligase activity
Source: RefSeq, a predicted model, not a curated record